Molecule: messenger RNA, 768 nt
Organism: Juglans microcarpa x Juglans regia
Lineage: Eukaryota; Viridiplantae; Streptophyta; Magnoliopsida; Fagales; Juglandaceae
Exons: 1
Coding region: 1-768 (255 amino acids)
Biological process (GO): proteasome-mediated ubiquitin-dependent protein catabolic process
Cellular component (GO): cytosol; nucleoplasm
Molecular function (GO): proteasome binding; polyubiquitin modification-dependent protein binding; ubiquitin binding
Source: RefSeq, a predicted model, not a curated record
AUGAGGGUAAUAGUUGUUACAAGGGCACAUCAAUUUGUGAUUGAAGUGGGUCUCCAAGAACCUGUUCUUGAAAUCAAAAGGAAGAUAGAACAACUCUUUGGUGUCCCUGUGGCUUCCCAAACUCUCUCAGUAUUAGGAUGGGAAUUGAUGGAUGGACUUGACAUGGAAGACUAUCCAAUUGUCACUGAAGGUACUAAAAUUGAUCUCACCAUCAAAUCCCUCCUUUUGCUGCCUCCACUAAACCAUUGUAGUAGAAUCCAAAUUGUACUGAAAUUCUCGGCUCGGCAGUUUAACAUAGAGGUAGAUGCAACAGAAACAGUGCGUAGUCUCAAAGAGAAAAUUCAUAUCAUGGAUGGAACACCUCUCAAAAGAAUGUCACUUUUCUAUUCUGGGAUGGAGUUGGAAGAUUUCCGCAAUCUAAACGAGUAUGGAGUACGCGAGUUUUCGGAAAUAGUUGUGUUCCUCAAGAGCAUGCAGAAUCGUAUGAGUGAUGAACCUCCAUCAGCAAGGUUGAGUCUUUUGGUGCAAACUUCUUCUAGUUUGCUUAAUGCAGCUAGAAUUCCUUUGGAAAUGAUCAAGGACUCAUGCACUGUUAAUGAGUUGAGGCAGAUAUUAUUGAGCAGAGAAAUUCUUCCUAUUGAUGAUUAUUUGUUCAUCCACAAGCAGAGGAUAAUGCGUGACAAUUGCAGCCUCCGGUGGCAUGGUGUUGAGAAUGGGGACUGUCUCUAUGUGUUUAAAGGGACUGUUAGUCAAAGUGGAAGCUGCUAG